This is a messenger RNA of Medioppia subpectinata, 756 nucleotides long. Lineage: Eukaryota; Metazoa; Arthropoda; Arachnida; Sarcoptiformes; Oppiidae. The record is from the annotation of a GenBank genome assembly.
ACACAAACGAUCGGAUGUGGAGUAAUGUCUGGAACGACAGUCUGUCAAAGGAAUGGCAAUUCAACACAACUGUAGCUCUAAUUGAAUGGAUCGAUGACUUGGAAAGGGAUCGCAUGCCUAGUCUUAUCCUCAAUUCGCUCAUCACUAACACAACACUGCAUUCAAAGGACUGGCGUCUGAAGAAUGUGACAUCAGCUGAAUUGGUGGAACUGAUGCAAUGGAGUGAUCUCUUGCUAUUUGAUUACCUAACGGGCAAUUAUGAUCGGGUGGCCAGUAUGCAAGACGCGGCCCUCAAACAAAAUAACACCACUAUUUUGAAGGAAACAAUCCAUAACUUAGUGAAGUCGACUAAAACCAACUCCAUUUGGAUGAUCGACAACGAGAGCGGUUUUCUCGACGCCUAUUGGCUUAUGUAUAGCCAGAAGAAUGGAAACGAAUCCAAAUUCUUCCAGGAUUUCCACGAUUCUGUGCUCAACACGAACUGCAUAUUCAGACGAUCCACUGUUGAACACUUACGGCUAUUGCGAUCGCAUCCCAAUCCCAACAAACUUCUCAUCGAUUUCAUCGUCCAAUACGAGCCCACAUUUAAGAGGCAAUUAUCGUUAAUAAAAACCGAUUAUUUGCGUUAUUUUACCCAAUAUUUUCGGCAACGAAUCGAUCGGGUGUUCAAUCACUUCGACAACUGUAAAGUCAUUACUUCAGUAACGCAUUAAUUCAGUAAUUCAUUCAUCGAUACAUGUUUUGUAUACAACAAAC